AUCAUAACAGGAAGUACACUUCCGCCAUUUUACCGAGACAGACUCCGGAAGAUAACUUCUGUGUGAAAGCCGUGUGUUCAGUAACCCCCCGAAGAAACUUUAUUUGUGGUAUAAUCAUCUUUAUAAUUUGCAUGUUGUAACACAGAGAAGAGGCAGACUGCCAAGAAUGAUGUCUUUGCAUUUAUGAAACAACAGAGUUCAUUUCUGGGACAAAGGUGAUAUUAAAAAAAAAUCAGAAUGCCUACCAUUCGCAGAACUAAAAAUGUGGUAAAAAAUUACUCGGAUGCACAAGUGAAAGUACGAGAAGCAACAUCAAACGAUCCAUGGGGCCCAUCCAGCACGUUAAUGUCAGAAGUGGCAGACUUGACAUACAAUGUGGUGGCCUUCACAGAGAUCAUGCAAAUGAUAUGGAAACGGCUUAACGAUGAUGGUAAAAACUGGCGCCAUGUUUACAAAUCUCUUGUGCUGCUGGACUAUAUUAUCAAAACAGGGAGUGAAAAAGUGGCACAACAGUGCAAAGAAAACUUUCAUGCCAUCAAGACUCUCACAUCCUUUCAGCACAUUGAUGCUGAUAACAAGGAUCAGGGAAUGAAUGUGCGUGAGAAAGCCAAGCAACUUGUAGCUCUGCUGUCAGAUGAUGAGCGGCUUAAAAAUGAGAGAGCAAAAGCUCUCAAGGCAAAAGAACGAUUUGCUCAGAAUGCCAUGGGUGUUGGAAGUGGAGGUAGUAGGCGUGUGAAUGGCAGUCCAACUUUACAUUCAGGAUCAGGGAGCUACUCGGAUCCAUAUGGAGGAGCAGGCUGCAAUGACUCAUCACCAGGUAGUGGCAGUGCUGGAACACCCUCAGAGAUGGAAAGUGCUCGUCCAUCAUCUGCUGGUGAGGAGGAGUUACAGCUUCAGCUUGCACUUGCGAUGAGCAAAGAGGAACAUGAAGAAGAACUCCGCAAACAGAAGUCAGACGAGCUCAAACUACAAAUGGCCAUAGAACAGAGCAAGAAAACAGUAGUUGAGGACAGAAAAAGGCAGCAAGCACAGAGUACACAACCAGGCAGUCUCCUUGACAUGAGUAACUCAAGUCUGGGUGCUGCAGCAGCAGCAGCCACUGAUCCUUGGGGCAUGCCUUUGUCUCGUCAGCCCCAACCCACAGAUCCUUGGGGAUCACCUCUGCAACCACCAGCUCCAACAGCUGAUUCAUGGGGUUCACAGGGACAGAUAAUAACAAAGUCAUCAACACCCAACUUGGCUGCUUCCCCUCGUCCACAGCCGUCUCCAGCAGCAGCUCCUAAUGUUGCGACAGAUCCCUGGGGUAUGCCCAUUGCCAGUCCAGCACGCUCUACACCUCGCUCUAGCUCCACUCCAGUUUCAGGCUCUCAGAGUGACCCUUGGUCUGCCAGUCCUGUUCCACAAGCAGGGACUACAUGGGGAGGAAGUCCAUCACUUGAUGCCUUUGGGCUAUCAGUUUCUGCAACCGCUAAUGGAACCAGUGGAACCAACAGUGCAACUACUAUUGACAAUGAAUUUGAUCUCCUGUCAUCUCGUAGUAAUGAUCAUUCCCCAGCCAAAUCUGCCAGUGGUCUUGACGAUUUUGAUCUUUUGAGUGGCAGUGGGCGUAGUGCAGGAGGAGUGUGGAGUAUGUCAAGCAUGGAGCAGAAUCUGCCAAACCCUGCCCGCAAGAAGUCUCCUGAAGAUUUUCUUGGUGCCAAUGCCAAUCUGGUCAACCUUGACUUGCUUGUAGCAAAAGAUCCACCUAAAGCAAACAAUCCUUUUGCAUCGACCAAUCCUGGUGGGAACAACCCUUUUCAAGAUGGGAAUGUGGGACGUGUCCCUAUGGGACAGAUAGCUAACCCAACCAUUGGUUUUUCUCAGUCAGCUCAGACAACUUUAUUGCCAGCACCCCUUGUUCCAGUCAGCAACAUGGCCCAGGCAAGUCAACCACAGGCACAAGGCUACAACCCAUUUUUGUGAGGAAAAGCAGCUUUGCACCAGGAGGCUAGCUGUUUGACAGACAUAUUUAUUUUCACGACUGCUAAAAGCCUGGCGCAGAUAUCUUCCGUGGAGGGACUGGGGCUCCUUACGUGGCCAGUGCCAGACAACAUAUAAGAAAUAUUCAUGAUGGAUUUUUUUUUUAAUUUUGAUUUAAGAAGGGGACUAAGUACACACCAAAACUUUUCUCUCAGUAUUUUUGUAUCAGUUACAGUUGGUGUGUGUGGUGUAUUGUACAGCAUGUAUUGCACCUUUGGGUGGAAGAUACAGUGCCGUUUGUCGCCUUCGUUAAUAACUCCACAUGCAAGCAAAGAGCAAGGGAUGUUUUUAUAGAAACAAGCUGACUUCAGAUGGUUCAGUAGUAAAUUCUAUUGCUAUGAUGCUUUGAAGCCCUCUUUUUUUUUUUUUUUGUUUUUUUUUUUUUUUUUUCCUUCCCCAUUACGCUGCAUUAUUUAGAUGAUUCUGAAAGUGUUGCAUUCUCAAUAUCAACCAUCUAAAAGGUAGUUGUUGUCUCAAGAGUAAGCAGAAUUGUACAGAUUUUUUCCCCUUUAUACAAAUAAUGACAUAUAUUCAUUGUGCUUUUAAAAAAGAGUAUUUGUGGGAAUUUUCAUUCUCAUUUACAACUUUUGUAAGCAGAACUCUUUUGAGUAAAAGUGCCACAAAAUUUGUCACUGAUUAGAAUGUGCAGUGUAUUGCUUGCUGGCUUAACAUUAUCAUAGGUGCACAUUUUUUUUAUAAAUUAGUGUGCUUACAGUCCUUUCUGGUCAGGAAAAUUGGAAAAGUUAGGGAAAAUUCAAAACAAUUUCCAGCGCCAGAAAUGUGUGUCAAAGAUAAUUGUGACCUUUAUCACUUAGAGACCAAAUAUGCCUGAGCACACCAUGCUUUCUGCCUUAUUUUAUUUUAGGAACACAGAAAUUAAAAACAUAUGUGGUCCUUUUUAAGGUCUUAAUACUUAAUAACUUAUCACUUAUACAUUUUGGACAGAAUUUGCAGAUUUUAAGAGCAUUUGAAAUUUAUGUAAAAGUGUUCCACUUCAAUUUUUUUCUCUUUUUUUAAACUUUAAAGUACAUAUAUUUUUACUUUAUGUAUUGAAAAAAAAUGUGGUCAUGCUUUGUUGGUGUUGGCUGGAAAUAUUGGAAACUGGUGCUGGAAACGUCGGGAAAUUCGUUUCUGUUAGUGUGUUAAGUACUAUUGCGUGAAAUGUCCUGGAAGCAUAAAAACAUGCUGGAAUCACUGUCAGCAGUACUUCAGUUGCAGAUGAGCAUGUCUGCUUUGCAUUUUGACAAGCAGAGCAAUCAAGAGAUUGACCAUGAUGUAAUGAUAAAGUGCCUCGGAGUGUUUUACAGAUGUGCAGUAACACCCUGAUUGUACUGCUCAUUGUUUUACAAAUUGCGUGAUUUUCAAGUGGUGGCAAUAUCUGUUGUAGAUCUUGUAGACUGAUCUGCUGGUCAGCACUUUGAUACAGAAAUACUCUGUCUGCAUCUCUGCAGUCACUUGUUGCAGUGAAGCUGCAUUCUCUGUUUAAUCAUUCCUAGAACCCAUUUCUUGUUUCUGAGUGAAGGAUAAGUCUUGUUUAUGAUAUUUUUAUGACUUUUUUCCCUCGCAAAAAUGUAGGUAGAUUUUGGUUUGUGAUGCACCAGCUGCUAAAAAAAAAAUAAAAUGGUAAACAGUCUUGAGCAAUGGCAGAAAAAGGUUUUCUGGUACAUUUUUCCCCCAUUUCAGUUGCUUAAUGUCUUCCAGAGUAAUGUCUUAUUACUGUGGUGUUGUACUUUUCAAAGCAAAAUAUUGGGCUUUUCCAAGGACCAACUUUUUAAAAAAGCUAAUUAAAUGCUUAGUCCCUUGCCAUUUAAAUUUCAGCAAAUAUUUGGUGUGAUAAUUUUUCAGCAGUGUCUUUAGAAUUUUCUCUGUAGCAUCACACAUGCAGCACAGCAAAUAUUUUUCUUCUUCUAUUGGAAAAAUGAACACUUUUACCAGGCGAUGCCUUUGGACUAGCGGUGUGAUGUGAUGGCAAAAACAAUAUUAUGACAUGAUUUGAAGACAGAAACAUUACAAGUGAAAAUGAUAAUCAUCUGGAAGAUGAUGAUGCCCUUGUAUAACCAUGCACUUAUGCAGAUACUGCUGGUGAAUCUGAAUGUACAAAGUAGCAAAAGCAAUCCAAGAAACAUUAAAAAGGAAAUACUUGCUAAUGACCUUAAAAGUUACCUUUAAAAUGCUCUGAUGUACUGAUGAAACAGCCAUUUUUUCGCGAUUACAUUUGCAUCAUGAGUCUAGUAAGGACAGUUUAGUGCCAGCUUUUAAAUGUCCAGUAAUUUACGUUGUUUGUAUGGAGGGGUUCCAUAAUUCCAUGUAAAAAAUUUGCAUUCAGAACCCUUUUUAAAUUUAUGCAAGGGGAAAAGGAAAGUGUCAUAUUUUUAGGCCUUCCUCUCCUCAUAUUUUUUUUUUUACUCUGGAAGAUGUGUAGGCUCAUUGAGUAAUGCUAUGCACAUGGGCUAUACCACAAGAUUUUGGAGAUCUAGGAAUCUCACAUAGUUUCUUUUCUUCCUUACAAGGAUGCUGACUGACAAAUCUUGUCCAUGUAGGUCUGUUUGUAAUGGCAGAAUAUGUCACUACGUCAGCACUUAAAUGUAAGGCUUUUUAGAAAAUAAAAACAGGAAUUUCAGCAUUAUAAUACUUUUAUUAGUGAACUGUCAGAAUCCAAGGAAUGUUGCAAAAACGAAUUACAUUUGUGCUUUGAUGUUGACAUCUUCAGCAAACCCAUUGCUUAACUUUUAUGAAAUAAUUGAUUUUGAGCAGUGAUAAAUUUUGCACGGCACAGCACAUUGACAGUGCCGUUUCUGUACAGCUACAUAUUUAUAAUUAUGAGCAGUAAAAUUUUUUCAACUGGAAUAUUUGUAAAUUAACUGUGCCAACAGUUCGUACAUUCUGGGGGAUUUAACAUGGGAAGAAUGGACAUUAGGUUAGUUUUGGGCUGCAGGUUGUUGGUAGAUCAUGGUCUGUAGGAAAUGUCACAGGCUGCAUUCAGUCUGAGUGCAAAGUAUUGUUUCAGCUUGGAGUAAACUUGCACUACACUUCAUAAAACACUGAAGACCAGUCUGCCUUAGUGGUUUCAAGUAACAAAGGUGGCACUGAAAGGCUUAAUGCUUACUGAAGAUCUGAAGUUGUAAUGCCAUUAUUUUCUUUUUUUUUUUUUUUUUUUUGAAUUAGCGGCUUUGAGUAUUUUAUUAUGUAUAUGUCUGAAGGUGUGCUUGACUGCCUGUUGAAAACUACUUAAAACAAGCUUUAUGCCUUAACCGGUUGUUGUUUCUUUUCACAAGUAUUAAUUUUAUUUUUUCUAAGCAUGUGUUGUCAUGUUUGCAUGAUAAUUCUGAAGAUGGGAUUCUAGGUGGUUAAGACACAACAUUAAUGCAAUAUUCUUGUAUAUUAUUCAGAUGCUGUAGAUUUAUGAAAAUAGGCAGUAAAUACCUGCAGCAUCAUGAGGAUUAUGCGUUUAACACUUGUAAACUACCCAAAAAGUGACAAAAUAUUCUUUCUUGUUAUAGCCUCUUUGUAUGCUUCAUUGUCAUUACGUCAGCUACAGACAAGAGAAAGGAAUAAAUGACAGGAAAAUUACAGUAAGUUGUGUUCUGUUUCGAAUGGUUCUGGCUCAGAGAAAGGAUGAGUAAUCUGUGAAAAUGUCAGAAUCGGGUUAUCUAGUGCAAUGUCAGUUGGAAACUUUGUUUUUGAUUUGGGUAGGUCUUUUUGUUGAUUAUUUUCUGUUCUUCUGUAUGGAAAAUGCUUGUAAAAUGUUUUUAAGUUUCAUGCUAAUAUGCAGCUAAGAUGCACUGAUUUUCAAUAUGAUUUACAAAUAAAUAGAGCUGAGCAGUCAUUUAUGCAACAUUUUUAUGCCAGAAAGUACUGUAUGCAUGCCUAAAUGUUUGUUAGGUUUGAAAGGUCCAUUAAAGGCUGUUUAUUCUUCUGUUUGCCUGAAAACUUUGUUAACUUCAAUUUUUUUUUAUAGGGUAUUUUCAUACAUAUGCAAAACAUUAACUCUUGUUUGAAAGACCAGAUGCACAACACUUUUACUGCAGAUUUUAAUGUUUCAUUCAUUUGCAGGUGUCCGUUUAAGUUAACCGCCCUUUAAGUUAUGCAAUUCAUGGAUAUGAUGUAGCUCAGAUUGAUGAAUACUAAGAAAGGAUAUCCAUGUCAACUAAUUUGUGACAGGAAAACAAGUUCUGCUGUCAAACAGAUCAACAGAAUGACGUUUUAGUUUAGAUGAUAGUUGCUGUGCAUAAUCUUGGCUAAAGAUAUUUUUUACCACUAAUGUGUUGCUUAUUUUAUGUUGUUCAAGAUUCUACAAAAGCAUAUGGCCGUGGCAGGUGAAAGACAAAUGAGAUCACACCUUUACCUGUAGAUGUGUGUGGACACACACAACUUGGCUGUUUAUAGUAUACAUUUAAUUACACUAACAAAUUUGAACUUUCAGUUAAAACUGUGCUGAAUUCAUUGUGUUACAAAAACCCUAUGAUUAUUUUUAUUCUACUGCUUGAUGCUUAAUUGUGAUUUUAAGAGUAAGGCAUCAAAUAUUUUGUAUUUGUUGUUUUUGCCUACACUAGACAUAAGUGUAAUUAUAAUGUGAUGAAAACAUUUUAUAUGGUAUUAACAGCUUUUAAUGGACCUUUCCUGAAACAAAAUAAAUUUUGUUUAAUCUGUGGCAAGGCAAUUUGAAAAUGUAAGUAUAAAAAUGUUUGAUUUCAG
Molecule: messenger RNA, 6714 nt
Organism: Pomacea canaliculata
Lineage: Eukaryota; Metazoa; Mollusca; Gastropoda; Architaenioglossa; Ampullariidae
Product: epsin-2-like
Biological process (GO): endocytosis
Cellular component (GO): clathrin vesicle coat; endosome; plasma membrane
Molecular function (GO): phospholipid binding; clathrin binding
Source: RefSeq, a predicted model, not a curated record